AUGGCUUCGCACACGAAGAAAGACGAUUUUUGCUUGGAGUGCCACUGGGAGGCAUUCCAUUUGGAUGCUAAAGACCCGGAAGAGCCUCUUGACACCGAGGCUCAAGUGGCCCAGUGGAAAUGUUCGCAAGAGGAGCAUCAUGCCGCGCUGCCCCAUUGUGAGGUCGGGGAGAAUUGCCCUGCCGAUGAGGACUGCUGUGACAUGGAUACUUGCUCCGUCACCUGCCCAUCGGUCUGCGAUGGGUUCGUUGAUUGCGAUGAGCUUGCCGGGUGCUCUGUAUCACACUGCGACGAGACACACUGCAACGAGACACAUUGCGACAGCACGGAUCCGGUCUGCUUCGACGAGCACUGCUUCGGCAGUGGCACCCACGCCGACGGCGAGCAUAGUCUGGAGGCAUUAUUAGCUUUGGGAUCGCCGCUGAACCUCGAGUCAAGCGACCUCCUGGCCCCGGCCACGCUCCCCCAGGCACCGGGGGAGCAGCUUAAGACAGGAGGGCUCCCUGCGGCCACCGGCUUAGUGGGUUCCACAGAUGCCUUUUUUGCUCCCUUUGCGCCUCUCCCGGUGUCACAUUGUCACUCGCACAGCCAUCAGCAUUUCCAGUGCCACGAUUUGCCGAAAGAUGCCCACCACGCCUGGUAUCCGAUGCCGACCUCAGUCAACCCGGCGGAUGUCUUCCACAUGAUGGGCGUGUGUCCAGACCUGAGUACUUGCCAUCACCAGUACCACGUGCAGCAGGUGCCGGACUGCAGUGAGCAUCAAAAGCCCACGGACGACGCCUCGAAUUAUACCUGCUUCCACAUCAACCCGAACCCGAACCACAACCAUAGUCACAGUCACAGUCACAGUCACGCUCCUCAUUUCCACACCCAUAAUGCGACCGACACGGCCGACAUGGCCGAUCAGACCGCCACACAGGAACCAACCACCUCCGCACACCGCAAACCGUGCCGUACGCAUGUUCAUCGCUGCCGGACACACAGCCACGCGCACCAUCAUUACUCCCCGUAUUCCCCCUAUUCCCGUCACUCCCGGUCCAGCGUGAGCUCCCAGAUCAGUCCCGGGGACACGCCGCCUCCGCUGGACGGAGGCUCUUCUGUCCUAACCAGCCCCGAGUACAUCCCGGAAAUCGAGUCACAUAUCUGCCGUUGGACCACCACGGUCGGUGGGGUUAAGAAAGCCUGUGGGCUUACAUUCUCGGAUUCGUGCGGGCUCCAAGAACAUUUGAUUGCCAGCCAUAUGGCGACGGUGGAGGGCGCCAAGGGAACUGGAUAUUAUUGCUGCUGGGAGGGAUGCCAUCGGCCGGACGAGCCGUUCUCGCAGAAGUCAAAGCUGCAGGGCCAUUUUCUGACGCACAGCAACUACAAAAAUUUCAAAUGUUCGGUGUGUGGCAAGUUCUUUGCCCGGCAAGCCACGCUGGAACGACAUGAGCGCAGCCACCGCGGGGAGAAGCCGUAUAAGUGUGCCGAGUGCGGGAAGUCGUUCACCGAUAGCAGCGAACUGAAAACGCAUUCACGCACGCAUACGGGUGAGAAGCCAUUCAAAUGCACCUAUCCGGGAUGCAACUUUCAGACAGGCGAUUCGUCCAACAUGUCCAGUCAUCGAUUAACACACGGCGAACGACGGCACAAGUGCCACUACCCGGGGUGCACGAAGAGUUUCACUCGACACGACCAACUUAAACGCCACCUCAAGAGCACACAUAAAGACCACAGCAGCAGCAUAACGAUGCCGUCCCCUCUAACGGAUCAAUUCGGAUCGGUGCUCGCCGAGGUGGCGUGA
This is a messenger RNA of Aspergillus saccharolyticus JOP 1030-1, 1782 nucleotides long. RefSeq names its product C2H2-type zinc finger protein. Gene Ontology annotation, biological process: central nervous system development; regulation of transcription by RNA polymerase II. Gene Ontology annotation, molecular function: RNA polymerase II cis-regulatory region sequence-specific DNA binding; DNA-binding transcription factor activity, RNA polymerase II-specific. The coding region runs from base 1 to 1782 and encodes 593 amino acids. The transcript is spliced from 6 exons. Gene Ontology annotation, cellular component: nucleus. The record is from RefSeq and is a predicted model, not a curated record. NCBI's taxonomy places the organism in Eukaryota, Fungi, Ascomycota, Eurotiomycetes, Eurotiales, Aspergillaceae.